Didymella exigua CBS 183.55 is the source of this 480-nucleotide messenger RNA. RefSeq lists its product as uncharacterized. The coding region runs from base 1 to 480 and encodes 159 amino acids. Gene Ontology annotation, molecular function: RNA binding; RNA nuclease activity. The transcript is spliced from 3 exons. The record is from RefSeq and is a predicted model, not a curated record. NCBI's taxonomy places the organism in Eukaryota, Fungi, Ascomycota, Dothideomycetes, Pleosporales, Didymellaceae.
AUGCAUCUCUCCCAGCUUUUCGUUCCUUUUGCUUUCGCAGGCAUGGUCGUUGCUUUUCCGGCUGAAGUACCGACUGCGCAGGGGAACCAGAUCACUGGACUUCCCACGAAGUCUGUUAAGUGUGGCGCUAAACACCCACGAGAGCAGACCUUUAAGGCAGCUCAGAUCAAGGUAGCUGCCGAGCAAGCCCUGGACCUUGUAGACGAAGGCAAACAGCUUGGCGCCCAGAACUACCCUCAUCGCUACGGAUACCGCGAUCCAACUGUCAAGCUCUCGUCUCAGUGCAAGGCAACCGACAACCUACAGGAGUUUCCGAUCAUGAGAGGCAAAUACACCGGUGGCGAUGUUGCAACUGUUCCAGACCGAAUUGUCAUCAAGAUCAAGGGCAAGAACAAGGCUGUCUACUGUGGACUGAUGACCCACGAGGGCGCGCCACCUGCGCCUGGUGUGGCUGGACCAUUCACCAGCUGCUCGGGCUAG